Molecule: messenger RNA, 6450 nt
Organism: Aedes albopictus (Asian tiger mosquito)
Lineage: Eukaryota; Metazoa; Arthropoda; Insecta; Diptera; Culicidae
Gene: SPoCk
Product: calcium-transporting ATPase type 2C member 1
Exons: 9
Coding region: 2978-5755 (925 amino acids)
Biological process (GO): intracellular calcium ion homeostasis; calcium ion transmembrane transport; manganese ion transport
Cellular component (GO): endoplasmic reticulum; Golgi membrane; plasma membrane
Molecular function (GO): ATP binding; ATP hydrolysis activity; P-type calcium transporter activity
Source: RefSeq, a predicted model, not a curated record
AUAUGCCAGGGCGAUUACAAAUUACAGUUUAAAGUUUAUUGUGAGAAUAACUACUGUUAUUAUCAAGACAUGAACUUCAGGAUAGUUUGGACGGCUCCCAAUGUCCCAAAGGUUCAUAAUAAUAUAUAGUAGACUUUAGAUUGGUCCAGUCACCGCGAUUGAUUAUGAAACGUUACUCAGUAUGACAUAUAUAGUUGAUGUUACGAGUGUAGACCUGAAGUUCUGAACUCCAAGAUAGUUUGGCUGACCUGGAACAUUCCCAUAGCGUCUCUAAAUGACAUUUAAGAUUUCAAGAGCUUCACAGAUCUCAGCAGAUUAUGCUAUGCUAUUAUUUAUGGUGAAAACACAUAAAGUAUUUCUUGUAGAUUUGAAGGACUUCAUUAUAGAACAAUUUGGACGAACCUGAAUGUCCCAAAGGUUUACAAUAAACAAGUAGACUCGAGAUUGGUCCAGUAACCACGGAUAAAUAUGCAACGUUACUCAGUAUAGCAGAUACGGCUGUUGUUACGAAUCUAGACCUGAAGUCCUGAACUCCAAGGUAGGUUGGCCGACCUGGAAUAUCCCUUUAGUGUCUCGAAAUGACAUUUGAGAUUUCAAGAGCUUCGUGAAUCCCAGCAGAUUAUGCAAUACUAUUACUUAUGGCAAAAACACAUAAAGUUAUUCUUGUUGAUUUGAAGGACUUCAUUAUAGAACAGUUUGGACAAUCCUGAAUGUCUCUAAGGUUUGUAAUAAGCUAGCAGACCUCAGAUAACUCCAGUAACUGCGGUUGAUUAUGCAAAGUUACUCAGUAUAACAGAUAUGGCUCUUGUUACGAGUGUAGAUCUGAAGUUCUGAACUCCAAGGUAGUUUGGCUGACCUGGAAUAUCCCUAUAGUGUCUAUAGGGAUGUCAAGAGCUUCACGGUUCCAAGUAGGGUAUGCAAUGCCAUUAUUUGUUGCGAAAAUACAUAAUAUUAUUGUAGAUUUGAAGGACUUCACUAUAGGACAGUUUGGAAUACCUCGAACAUCCCAGAAUAUAAAACAACUUUUGAUAUUCUUGGCAAAGGUUAAAUGAAUACAUAUAAAAGUAAUCCACAUCCAAGUUCAGCUUUUAGAUCAACUGGUAUGUCAAUUAUUUCGUUUCUCCAAAUUUUAUGGUGUUCAGGAUGUUCUAGGUUGUCAAUGAAACCCCAAAUAGAAAUAUGUCCAUUUUUCGCUGAUAGAGGGCUCUUGCAGCAACUUUACCGAAGACAGUAUUCUGUUUCAUCGAAUGGGUGAAUUUAUACAGCCUUUUCUAUGUUGGGGUCAUAUAUGACCCCUCCGGCUCCAAAGGUUUAAAGUGAUAAAAUUGAAACGCAAUGCUACAGUUGUUUGUCGCAUAGCUUUUCCGAUCUCCAGUUAUGCGUGUUUGUUUGAGUUUUUGAUGUACGUUAAGAUAGGCAGAACGAGGGGACUAUGCCAUCGAAGCAUCCCGAUACCCUAUCCAUCGUAUUCCGAGUAGGUGAAAAAAUCUGAUGAAUAGCAUAUUUAGUUAUUAUUAAUUGAAUUACUGAAGAGCAAAAACUGAUAUUGGUUUGAUUAAUAUAAGAGAAUCAGAAAUAAUAGCAAAAUCUAAUAUGGUGAACUACUCAAUAAUAGCUCGUUGACAUAUUACAAGAUCAAAACAAUAGCAGACAAGAUUUGUAAUUUUUCCAAGAAAAAAAAUUAAAAAAAUGUCAGCAUCCUGCAUCGAACCUACGACCUUAAGAUUCACAUGCGGCGAUGCUUAGCACUCAAUUGUGGCUCUCUGUUGUGAAUAAUAUGGGAAUGUGAAUAAUAUGCGGUUCUUCGUUUCCACAGCUCAGAAAGGGGCACAUGGCAUUUCACUAACAUUGAGCCAUCUCUAUGGGUGUAUGUGUUUCAUUUCGUGCAGAAGAACUUAACUUGUUCUUAUUUUGAAAUUUUCAGAUAUUUCAACAAGAACAAAAACUGCUAUCAUAUCACUUUGAGCUAUUCGUGCGAUGUUCAUUAGAUUUUUGAAUAACACAUCAAAAUCACAUCGAGCUAUGACAGCAAAAAAUGUUCGAUUUCAGAUAUGAUUUAGAUAUUCUCGUCUACCCGGGAUAAAAAAAAACAAAAUUUAAAACCUUGAUUUUUAGAAGAACAACAACUUCAUUGAAUGAUAUAUAUUUUUUAUUGUUUUCAUUAACUUUUACUUAAUCUGAAUUGUUUAUUGUUUCCCACUAUUCAUCGUAAAUUCGCAUGAGUAAUCCUCCUUUCUGGUUUGGCAUUAUAUUGACACGGUUCUCACUCUCUGGUGCUGGAUAGAUAGCACACCGACACAUUUCACACGAUCCAACAUAUCCAGCCAGGUCACCAUAUCCACUUUCUCCCUAUCCUCUCCGCGUGUUCCAACACCAGCACAAACACACUCUCAAAAUUUGUCGACUCGCUCGUCCGUCGUUAUCAUGGUGGGUUCUAGAGCGCAUCCCCAACAUAGCUGGUUGGUUUGGUUGUUAGGUCUUCACUGGUAAUCUCCGAAACCGAGAGGACAUUCGUAUCGCUGCGGUCGUCGUGCGCGUAUCUCUCUGUUCCUCCCUCACUUCGGCGGCCAAAAACUGAACGGAAGCAGUUUUCACAACAUACAGUCCCAGUGGGUGGGAAGGACACCUUCCCAGCACCCACCCACCGCCCAUCGUCGCCCAGUUAGGGCAGAAGUAGCAAGCAGCAGUGUUUUUUGUUUGCUCGCGUUUUAGCUUUCUCCUCGACGUCGUGUCCUGUGUGCAUUUUUAGUUAUGGGAGUGAAGUUAAACUUUCUAGAAUUGUGCUUGGGGAAAAAAGCAACAUUCUCUCAUUAAAAGUUAAUUUCUGGUGGUUCAACGAACGAACGAACAAAACGGCAAACUUUGCUGUUGUGCGGUGUUUUUCAGCAACGGAAGCAGCAAUCGGAAGAUUUUCCUCUGUUCAAAGGAUCUAACAGCAGAAGCACGGGAAGGAAGAAUUGAUUCGGCGGAUGUCAGAAUGAGUGACAAAACUGUAGAAAAAGGUGACAGCAGCCCGGCUGGCGGUGGCGACCCGGGCGAAGCGGACAAAGAGAUGCUGCUGUCCACCAUGGAGGCGUCCCACUACUCGGCCCAGGAGGUGGCCGCCCGGCUCCGGGUAGACGUCCGGACCGGGCUCCGAUGGGCCGAGGCCAACAGCCGGUCGAAGAUCGUCGGUUACAAUGAACUGAACGCCCUGGACGACGAACCGACGUGGAUGAAGUACGCCCAGCAGUUUAAGAAUCCUCUCAUUUUGUUACUAUUAGGUUCUGCGGUGGUGAGUGCGUGUAUGAGACAGUUUGACGAUGCCAUCAGCAUCACGAUAGCGAUUAUUAUCGUCGUGACGGUUGCAUUCAUUCAGGAGUAUAGAUCUGAAAAGAGCUUGGAAGAGCUGAAGAAGUUGGUACCGCCCGAAUGCCACUGUUUGCGGGAAGGUCGGCUAGAAACAUUCCUCGCGAGAAAUCUUGUUCCUGGCGAUAUAGUGUACUUGAACGUCGGCGACCGCGUGCCGGCCGACAUUCGGAUAUUUGAAGCGUACGAUCUGUCGAUCGACGAAUCCAGCUUUACCGGGGAAACGGAACCGGCACGCAAGAGCAUCGAGGUGGUGCUCAACGUAAACAAUAGCAAGAAUCACACCGGUAUGAAGAACAUCGCCUUCAUGGGUACGCUAGUUAGGUGUGGUAAUGGAAAGGGAAUUGUAGUUAGCACAGCAGAAAAGAGCGAAUUCGGAGAGGUCUUCAAGAUGAUGCAGGCUGAGGAAGCCCCCAAAACUCCACUACAAAAGUCGAUGGACAUCCUCGGAGCGCAGCUGAGUUUCUACUCGUUUUGCAUCAUCGGUGCAAUCAUGUUACUCGGCUGGAUCCAGUCGAAACCACUGGUGGAAAUGUUCACCAUUGGUGUGAGCUUGGCCGUUGCAGCCAUUCCGGAAGGUUUGCCCAUCGUAGUUACGGUGACAUUGGCUCUAGGCGUCAUGCGAAUGGCCAAACGCAACUGCAUCGUCAAGAAGCUGCCCACGGUCGAAACGUUGGGCUGUGUGACGGUUAUCUGCUCGGACAAAACGGGUACCAUCACCAAGAACGAAAUGACGGUCACCGUGAUCAUCACUUCGGAUGGCUACAUGGCCGAUGUAACUGGGGCCGGGUACAAUGAUAAUGGCGAAAUACACGUCCGCGACUGCAACAGCAUGGACAAUGCCAAACGGAGCAUCAACCAGCUGCUGGAGGCUGGAGUCGUCUGCAAUAACGCCAUUAUUCAGAACGAUACCCUUCUGGGGCAACCGACUGAGGGUGCUCUACUGGCAGCGGCCAUGAAAAAUGGACAAUAUUCCGCCGCGGACAACUACUUGCGUAUACAGGAGUAUCCGUUUAGUUCGGAACAGAAAAUGAUGGCUGUGAAAGCGGUACCAAAAUAUGCCAACAACAAGGAGGAAAUCUUCUUCGUCAAGGGUGCCAUCGAAAUGGUGCUGCCACAGUGUACCAAGUUCUGGUACGGUGGUCAGCCGAUAACGCUGAGUAAACAGAACGAGGCUGAGUUUCUGCAGGAAGCGUACGAAAUCGGCCGGAAAGGUCUCCGGGUGCUGGCCAUCGCGAGGGGAUCCUCGUUUCAGGAUUUGGUGUACUUGGGACUGGUCGGCAUAACCGAUCCUCCGAGGCCGUUGGUGCGCGAAUCGAUAGAAAUGCUGCGUGCCAGUGGAGUGCUGGUCAAAAUGGUGACCGGCGAUGCACAGGAGACGGCAAUGGCAAUCGCAUCCAAGAUAGGAUUGGACAUCGUCCACAUGCAAGCCCUAUCCGGUCAGGAGAUCGACCAAAUGAACGAAAUCCAGCUGGAGAAGAUGAUCAACACGGUGAGCGUAUUCUACCGGGUCACUCCCAAGCACAAGCUGGCCAUCGUGAAGGCCCUGCAGCAUAACGGCCACAUCGUCGGCAUGACCGGUGACGGCGUAAACGAUGGAGUGGCCCUGAAAAGGGCUGACAUUGGCAUCGCCAUGGGCAAAAACGGCACGGACGUGUGCAAGGAGGCUGCCGAUAUGAUCCUGGUGGAUGAUGAUUUCCACACCAUUAUCGCUGCUAUUGAGGAGGGAAAGGGAAUCUUUUGGAAUAUUAGGAACUUCGUACGAUUUCAGUUGAGUACGUCCAUUGCGGCUCUCUCACUGAUCGCCCUAUCCACUUUGAUGGGAAUAUCAAAUCCGCUGAAUGCCAUGCAAAUCUUGUGGAUCAACAUCAUUAUGGACGGACCGCCAGCUCAGUCGCUCGGGGUCGAACCGGUAGAUCAGGACGUGCUCAAGCAGAAACCUCGCAACGUGAAACAGGCCAUGAUUUCGAAAUCUCUCAUCAUCAAUGUGCUGCUUUCGGCGGGUAUCAUCAUUUUGGGAACACUUUGGGUAUUCCAGCGAGAGAUGGCCGAUGGGACGGGUGUCACCAGCCGAGAUACCACGAUGACGUUCACCUGUUUUGUGCUGUUUGAUAUGUGGAAUGCUCUCAGCUGCCGAUCACAAACCAAGAGCGUGUUUCAGAUCGGUUUGCUCACGAACCGGAUGUUCCUGCUGGCGGUGGCCUUCUCGCUGCUCGGCCAGCUGCUGGUCAUCUAUUUCCCACCGCUGCAGAUGGUGUUCCAAACGGAGGCGCUGUCCGCCAUGGAUCUCGUGUUCCUCGUGUCACUCACCUCGACCGUGUUCAUCGUGUCCGAGCUGAAAAAGUGGUUCGAGCGCACCAUGGAACGACGGAUGUACAGGAAGCGCAGCGAACUGGACUUCGUAUGACAAACAGCUCACGCUGGAAGAUUGCAUAAAGACUAAGCUAAGCUGAUAAAAAAAUAAGAAGAAAGCGAAAAAAAAUACCGACAUCCGGAACACAUUUCAAUACACAGUUCAACACUGUUUAAGAAGAGACUUAUUUAAGCUUAACGUUCAAACCGGGAAGGAAAGGAAAAAUACGGAAAAGUUAGAUGUGAACAGGCGACUCGGACUAAAAAUCGACACUAAUUCCUACUAUUUUAAUUUUCGGACCAAAAAAAAACCUUUUUAACUACAAAUUGGAAACAUCCUCGCCAGCAAAAGCGCAAACACUAAAAGAAACAUUCGAGACUAGUGGCAAGCUAAAAGUAUACUGAAAUGAAAUGAUAUUUAUUUCUAUUCCGUAAGAAAUUGAUUCGAUCGUAUAUGAUCAUGGUCCUGAUGGUAGCAAAUCGUGGUACACAGAACAUAUAUUUCAUCCUUUUUUACACACAUACACUAUUUACAAAGGACAAAUAGGUUUACUUAGAGUUAUUUAUAAAGUAUUUGUGUAGAUAAUUGUUUACUAGUGCGCAAGCGAGAAUGUCAUUGGGUUAUCUCAUCGAAAGCUUAGUUUAAUUUAUUAUACAAAUCGGGUGAGCGAGCUGCUAGCGCUCCCUUGUCCAUUGAUAGCUGAAUGUAUCGCGAAAGGAACGUGCAUUUAAAAGUAUACAGCCAAGUAA